Molecule: messenger RNA, 1484 nt
Organism: Cucumis melo (muskmelon)
Lineage: Eukaryota; Viridiplantae; Streptophyta; Magnoliopsida; Cucurbitales; Cucurbitaceae
Product: 30S ribosomal protein S1, chloroplastic
Exons: 7
Coding region: 93-1334 (413 amino acids)
Biological process (GO): translation
Cellular component (GO): chloroplast stroma
Molecular function (GO): mRNA binding; structural constituent of ribosome
Source: RefSeq, a predicted model, not a curated record
GUAAAAAGAGAGAGUCGAUUAUAUAUUUGGAAAAAGCUAUCUUCACUACCUUAUCCAACCCAAACACCACAUCAACUGUCGGAAGAAGGGAAAUGGCUUCCAUGGCUCAGCAAUUUACUGGGUUGCGAUGCGUUCCUCUUUCUUCAUCGCGUCUCUCCAAGCCAUUUUCUUCUAAGCAUUUGCUGAACAAGUCCCGUUCGCUUCCUGUUCAAGCUGCAGUUAUUUCGGGCCCCAUUCCCAGUCCUCAGACCAAGGAGCGUUUCAAGCUCAAGGAGGUCUUUGAGGAGGCUUAUGAACGUUGCCGUAAUGCCCCUGUAGAAGGCAUAUCUUUCACUCUCGAGGACUUCCAUGCCGCUCUUGAAAAAUACGACUUCGAUUCUGAAUUGGGAACUAAGGUGAAAGGAACUGUGUUUUGUACGGAUAAUAAUGGAGCACUUGUUGACAUUACUGCCAAGUCAUCUGCAUAUUUGCCAUUGCAAGAGGCUUGCAUUCACAGAAUAAAACACGUAGAAGAAGCAGGAAUAUUUCCUGGCUUGAGAGAGGAGUUUGUUAUUAUUGGUGAGAAUGAAUCUGAUGAUAGCUUGAUUUUGAGCUUGAGAUCCAUUCAAUAUGACCUGGCUUGGGAGAGGUGCAGACAGCUUCAAGCAGAGGACGUUGUUGUCAAGGGUAAGGUGGUUGAUGCUAACAAAGGUGGAGUAGUGGCAGUUGUUGAAGGCCUAAGAGGAUUUGUCCCUUUCUCACAGAUAUCAACGAAAUCAACUGCUGAAGAGCUUCUCAACAAGGAGCUUCCUCUAAAGUUUGUGGAGGUUGAUGAAGAACAAUCGAGGCUUGUCCUUAGUAACCGUAAAGCCAUGGCUGACAGCCAGGCACAACUUGGAAUUGGAUCAGUGGUCACCGGGACGGUUCAAAGCCUUAAACCUUAUGGUGCAUUCAUUGACAUUGGUGGAAUCAAUGGUCUUCUUCAUGUUAGUCAAAUCAGUCAUGAUCGGAUAUCGGAUAUUGCAACAGUUCUUCAGCCUGGAGAUACUCUCAAGGUCAUGAUAUUGAGCCACGAUCGUGAGAGAGGCCGAGUUAGUCUUUCUACCAAGAAGUUAGAGCCCACACCUGGGGAUAUGAUUCGCAAUCCAAAGCUUGUUUUUGAGAAGGCUGAGGAGAUGGCACAAACGUUCAGGCAAAGAAUAGCCCAGGCAGAGGCAUUGGCACGUGCAGACAUGCUUAGGUUUCAGCCUGAGAGUGGUUUGACUUUGACUACUGAUGGAAUAUUGGGACCAAUUACUCCAGAGUUACCUGUAGAAGGUUUAGAUUUGAAUGAUGUACCUCCAGCUGAAGAGUGAAGAUUCAAAGCUUUCAUACCGUUGUAUUUUGUACAAUGUUUCACUUUGUAUACAAAAUUCUGCCAUUGUAAUUGGGUACGCAACUUCGUCCAUCAUGUCAUAGCUUAGUGUUGAAUGCUUGAUGAGAGCCCAUGGGCUAGUUCAUUUUCA